Punctularia strigosozonata HHB-11173 SS5 is the source of this 591-nucleotide messenger RNA. RefSeq lists its product as uncharacterized. The record is from RefSeq and is a predicted model, not a curated record. The transcript has a single exon. Lineage: Eukaryota; Fungi; Basidiomycota; Agaricomycetes; Corticiales; Punctulariaceae. The coding region runs from base 20 to 259 and encodes 79 amino acids.
ACCUAGGGUGUACGAGUCUAUGCAUUGCGGUAUUCUGGUUCCCCCCUUCUCUCCUCUCUAUCCCUCGCUCUCCGUGCUGGCGCGCCGAGGCGCGCCGAGUCGGGGGUGGGCUGGGUUGGGGAGAGGCCCGUUGCUCUUUGCGGAGGCGGACCGGCGGUCGGUCGUCGGUCCUGGGAGUCAUACUCCGGCAACGGCGGGAUCGUCACUCGGUGUCCUGAUGGAUAUCCGCGGUGUCUCGAGGUUUCCCCCGGGCGGGUGAGGGGGUGGUUGUCUUUCGUUCUUUACCAUCCGAUUGUUUGUGUUUUCGUCCGCCGUCUUUGUCUCUCUAUUCACGCAAAGGGAAAGGGGAAAAAAAAGGAAAAGGAAUGGAGGGAACCCCCGGUAUAUAGAUCAUACGCACAACCAUACAACGCAAACUGCAUAACGUCCAUCCAUCCAUCGUCACCACACGUACUUUACAGCGUUCCUCAUUUUUUUUUCCGCAAUUAGUAUAUAGCUCAUUACAUACUCCGUUCCGUCGCGGGGCGGGUCGGUCGGUCGGUCGGUCGUGCUUUCUCUCUUUUUAUAACAUGCUAUUUAUUUGGAUUCACC